AUGUCUUCCCCUGAGGCCCAGGACGACAUUUCCGUCGGCGAUGUGUUCACUCCACAGGCCGACAGCGCGCAGCCGUCCAUCGAAAUUUCGACCAAUCACCGUGGCCCGGAUGUUCACAUGGGCGAUCAGCUUUCGCCGCGCAAACUUAUGGCUGCUUACGGCGAGGGAGAGAAUGUCAUACAGCCUCCCGCAUUCCCAACCCUCUUAACUGGGAGACAGCGCCGGAAGAAGAAGAAGAAGGUGCAGACCGGCCCGGCCGACCCAGCCCUAUCGACUGUCCACGGCUUCACCCCGCUUGCUUCUGGCGAUGAGGAUUCGGACUUUUCCACCACAAGUUCUCGCGCUGCAGACUCACGACCGGCUACUUCCCUCGGUGGAGCGAGUCCACGUGUGCAGCCUACUGCCGGUCAUGGGGUGAGCGCAUUGAAGCUCCAGUUGGAUUCGUUGAGUCUUUCUGGAAAGCCGACGGCUGGUACCUCGGGACUUUGCUCCGCGACUCCCAGCAAUGCGAGUGUCUACUCUGACAGUGAUCAAACUGAGGUCUUGACCAGCUAUGAGGUGCCUCUUGACCAGGAUUUCGUCAGUGCGGACGCCGACAAGGAAGAGGUCACCACAGGUUCGAGCCCUUGUGCAGUUGCUGUUAAUGGCACCGAUAUUCGCAGCCAGAUCUGCCGGAAGAUGACCGCGGAGGAUUUUGAGCCCCUGCUCUGCCUCGGCAAAGGCUCUUUCGGAACCGUGUUGCUAGUUCGCCAUGUCAUCACGGGCAAACUCUAUGCACAGAAGCAGUUUCGCAAGGCAUCAAUCACCGUUCAUAAGAAGUUGGUGGAACAGACCAAGACAGAGCGCAUGGUACUGGAAAGUAUCAAUCGUCACCCGUUCGUGGUGAAGUUAUUUUAUGCUUUCCAAGACCAUGAGAAGCUGUACCUCAUUUUGGAAUACGCCCAAGGUGGCGAGCUAUUUACCCACCUUGCAAUGGAGCGCAUGUUUCAGGAAGAUACGGCUGCUUUUUACAUGGCGGAGAUGGUUCUCGCACUUGAACACCUGCAUCAGAAUGUCGGCGUGCUUUAUCGCGACCUGAAGCCGGAGAACUGUCUCCUCGACCACGAAGGCCACUUAUUGCUCACCGACUUUGGCCUUAGCAAGAUCGCUCUCAGUGAUGAUGACCGCUGUAACUCUUCCCUCGGCACGAUCGAGUACAUGGCGCCAGAAGUUGUCCAGGGCAAGCCCUACGGCAAAGCCUGUGACUGGUGGUCCCUCGGCGCCCUCGGCUUCGACCUCCUCACUGGCUCCCCACCCUUCCGCGCAGGCAAUCAUGCCAAGCUUCAAGAGAAGAUCAUCAAGCAGAAACUCGUUAUUCCUUACUUCAUUGGACCCGACGCCAAAGACCUGCUCAUCCGUCUUCUGCGCAAGGACCCCAACAAGCGACUGGGAUAUCACAUGCCCAAGGAUAUGCAGACUAUCAAGAAACACCGUUUCUUCCGCAAGAUUGACUGGGCUACUCUCGAGCGCCGCGAGCUCACCCCGCCAAUCCAACCCAUCGUCACGGACCCGGCCCUGGCGGAGAAUUUCUCUGAGGACUUCACUCAGAUUCCCCUGAGCCCUUCGCUCGCUGGUGGAUUUGAUGAUCUCUACGAUGCGGCUGGCCGGAACCGCCUAUCUGGAGUUGCAGGGCAGACUCCUGGCGAUGGUGACCCCUUCGGUGGAUUUAGCUUCGUGGCACCAAGCUCGCUACUGGACCAGGGGUUAGGCGUGAUGACAGCGGGUGUGUAA
Messenger RNA from Penicillium waksmanii, 1770 nucleotides. Its product is annotated as AGC family serine/threonine-protein kinase. The transcript has a single exon. The coding region runs from base 1 to 1770 and encodes 589 amino acids. NCBI's taxonomy places the organism in Eukaryota, Fungi, Ascomycota, Eurotiomycetes, Eurotiales, Aspergillaceae. Gene Ontology annotation, molecular function: protein serine/threonine kinase activity; ATP binding. The record is from RefSeq and is a predicted model, not a curated record. Gene Ontology annotation, biological process: protein phosphorylation.